This is a messenger RNA of Propithecus coquereli (Coquerel's sifaka), 1026 nucleotides long. RefSeq names its product monoacylglycerol O-acyltransferase 3 (gene MOGAT3). The transcript is spliced from 7 exons. Gene Ontology annotation, cellular component: endoplasmic reticulum membrane. The record is from RefSeq and is a predicted model, not a curated record. Gene Ontology annotation, molecular function: diacylglycerol O-acyltransferase activity. NCBI's taxonomy places the organism in Eukaryota, Metazoa, Chordata, Mammalia, Primates, Indriidae. The coding region runs from base 1 to 1026 and encodes 341 amino acids. Gene Ontology annotation, biological process: triglyceride biosynthetic process.
AUGGAAGUCUCUGGAGCCUCGCAACCCUCUGUCACCUCGAAAACCCCAUGGAAGCACUAUCAAGAAAUAAUGGCUGCCUACCAAUUUGUGUUUACUUUCCUCUUCUCAGGCCUUUUCUUUUCUCUUCUCGUGAUCUUCCUCCUCUUCACCUCACUCUGGCCAAUCUCUGUUCUCUACCUGGUGUGGCUCUACCUGGACUGGGACACACCUAACAAAGGUGGAAGGUGUUUUCACUGGAUGAAGAACUUGACAAUUUGGAAGCAUCUAAGGGAUUAUUAUCCUAUUAAGCUGGUGAAAACAGCAGAGCUGCCCCCCGACCAGAAUUAUGUGGUGGGCUGUCACCCACAUGGGAUCAUGAGCACCGGGAUUUUCUGUAAUUUCUCCACGGAAGGCAAUGGCUUCUCCAAGCACUUCCCAGGGCUUCGGAUCUGGCAAACUGGACUGAAUAGCCUCUUCUGGUUCCCAGUCUACCGAGACUACCUCAUGAGCUAUGGAAUGUGUCCUGUGAACCGCCAGAGCCUGGACUUUGUCCUGUCCCAGCCCCAGCUUGGGCAGGCCGUGAUCAUUACAAUAGGGGGUGCCCAUGAGGCCCUGUAUUCGAUCCCAGGGCAGCACUGCCUCAUGCUCCGGGACCGCAAAGGCUUUGUGCGCCUGGCGCUGAGGCACAGGGCCUCCCUGCUGCCCGUGUACUCCUUUGGGGAGAAUGAUAUCUUCAGAUUCAAGGCUUUUGCCGAGGGCUCCUGGCAGUAUCGGUGCCAGGUCAUCUUUAAGAAGCUCCUGGGCUUCUCUCCUUGCAUCUUCUGGGGCCGCGGUCUCUUCUUGGCCAACUCCUGGGGGCUGCUGCCCUUUGCUGUGCCCAUAACCACUGUGGUGGGCCGCCCCAUCCCUGUGCCCCGGCACCUCCACCCCACCACUGACGAAGUUGACCACUAUCACGCCGUCUACAUGAAGGCUCUGGAGCAGCUGUUUGAGGAGCACAAGGAAAGCUGUGGCGUCCCUGCUUCUACCCACCUCACUUUCAUCUAG